Messenger RNA from Jatropha curcas, 2013 nucleotides. Lineage: Eukaryota; Viridiplantae; Streptophyta; Magnoliopsida; Malpighiales; Euphorbiaceae. The record is from RefSeq and is a predicted model, not a curated record.
UAAACCUCAUAGCAUCCAAGUUCGAAUGCACAUAGAAAACUGGUCAUAAUCUCAAUAGAAAAAAGCCACUCAUGCAAAAAUGCAAGACAGCUCACAUGCCACAGACGCAAGACUUACAGUUUUUUUUCUUUUUUUUUUAUUUUGCUUUUCUUUUUUUUUUUUUUUUUUUUUUCUUUUUUUUUUUUUUUUUGAGAGUUUUUUUUUUUUUUUUUUUUGAGAGUUCAAGACUUACAAUUUGAUAGAUCUGGAUGACGAAAAAAUCGCGAAACCCAAAACACCCAAAUCCAGUUCAGUCGGCGUUAGCUUGAUCGGAAACUAAUUGAACACAGGGGCUGGCGAAGCUGUUUGCGGCAGUGGAAGGAUGCAAAUCGCCCGAUCUUUAGUUGCUCUGGCCGGAGAAAACAGAGGGAAGCGCAGGAGGAGGCUGCCGGUGGAAGUGAAAUCACAGCUGGCUCUUGAUUCACUCGUCUGAAGAGGAGGAAAGAUAAGCGGUGGAGAGACGGAGCAAGGAGCUCAAGUGACCGAAAAGAGGGAGAGAGGGAGAGAGAGAUCAGAGGGAACGGCAGUGGCAGGGAGGUGAUGGCUGAGGUUGCUGUCGGAGAUGCUGCGUUCUCCGUGAAAAUGAUCAAACUCUCGUUAUCGUCGGUUGAUCCGUCAGAGUACAUUAAGGCCAUAAUUUCAAUGUUAGCUAUGAUACGUCAAGGCGAAUCCAUUGAGGAUGAUCGCAUAACCAGCUUCACUGAAAAGUUUCUUGACGAUUUCAGCAUUUCAGAGCGAUAUGAAACACUAAUUCAGUCUGGUAUUCUAGAGACUUUCGUUGCACUGUACAAAUGCGAAAAUAUCACCACGCACAGAGAGAAAGGCAAAGAGUAUAUUCUAUAUCUGCUGAAUUUGAUUGCUUCGACUCAUCUAACUAGUUGCCUUGACGAACGUGCCUCUGUCGUCUUAGAAUUAUGUUUGUUUUUGAGCAGCAAGGGUGAGGAUCCUCUCUACUUACUAACGAUUCGUCGUUUAAGAGAAUUAGCAGAAAAGCGUAAGGAUGUGCUCCGUUUUAAGCUUAAAAUGGAAACAAUUUCCCAAAUUUCAUUCGUCGUUGAAGAUUUGCAAGACAGGUUGAUACGGGAUUUAGAUUUGUGCAACACUUCAUCUUCAAGCAAGGAGAAUGCAGGGUCGUUUUUGGAUGAUUUUAAGGACUUCAAGAUGGAGCACCUGCUUGAAGCACUUCAAAUAGACUAUAUUGGCAAAGAAAAUGUCCGACCUGAGUGGUCCCUGUAUCUUGCCAUUUUAGAAGAACUGAAUUUCAUAUCUAAAAUUUUUGAGGAUGCAAACGAAGAAUUUUGGGAUGUAUUAAAGAAGACGAAGGUUUCAAUACGUGCACUGAUUCUUCGAUGCGCUGGUAGAACAGAUGGUUAUGAAUAUGGGUGGCUUCUUAAGCAUAAUGAUGUGACUAAUUCUGAAUCCAGGAUGCAUUUAGCCUUGUUGAUGAUACCUCAAGUAAAAGAACCUGAUGUGAAGACGAUUAAGAAGGUUUUUGAUUGGUCUCAAAACAAUCUACCCGCUAAUCUGUUGGGAGUUUUCGUGAAUGAGGAACUUACAGAUCCUCAAUUUUUGAAGGAUUGGUUGUGUAAGUCCAGUAGAGCUAUAUUCAACUCAGAAAAUCCCCUUUUCCUGGCACGUCCAGAUGAUGCUACGAGGUUCUAUCUGAACCACGAGCUCAUCCCACAAUUCUUUCACCGUGAAUGUGUGAAAUUUGCUGGAGAAGUGAUUGCAUUAGCUUUGAUAUAUAAAGUGAGAGUAGGUGUCACAUUGGAUCCUGAGUUGCUAUCGCCCUUUAAGGUUUCAUCUUUGGAUAGUAAGAGCCUGGUAUCAUGUUUCUCAAGUGGCUUUUUGAAUGUUUUUGGUGUGUCAAUCGAAGAAUUGAGGCGUGUUGGAGGUUUAGAGAUUGAAGACAUUAAUAAAGAGUUGCAUGGACCCUGGAGAUCUAAUCAUAGUGCAGACAGUACUAAGAUCUAA